Molecule: messenger RNA, 1382 nt
Organism: Dendroctonus ponderosae (mountain pine beetle)
Lineage: Eukaryota; Metazoa; Arthropoda; Insecta; Coleoptera; Curculionidae
Gene: Arpc1
Product: actin-related protein 2/3 complex subunit 1A-B
Exons: 4
Coding region: 203-1327 (374 amino acids)
Biological process (GO): Arp2/3 complex-mediated actin nucleation
Cellular component (GO): actin cytoskeleton; Arp2/3 protein complex
Molecular function (GO): actin filament binding
Source: RefSeq, a predicted model, not a curated record
GAGAGACGCGAUAACAGCGCGCUCACGGCCUGAGCAAAACAUAAAAACGUAGAACUAUCAUUGGGUUAUCUGUUUUGGGUGUAGUGUUUUUGUAUGAGUAAUUACUGAAAACCCUUCAGUUUUCAGUCUUUUGCUAUACAAUUUCUUGAUUAAAGUGUAGUAAUUCGUGUCGACUGACCAGAGUCCGCGAAUUGUUGAAAAGAUGACUGAAUCCCAUAAAUUCGGCUCAUUGAGCCCUAUAACAUGCCAUACGUGGAACAAAGAUAGAACUCAAAUUGCAUUUUCUCCCAACAACCAAGAAGUGGAAGUGCACCAGAGAAAUGGCAAUGAAUGGAAGCUUCUCGAUACUCUAAAUCAGCAUGAUUUGAGAGUAAUGGGCAUUGAUUGGGCUCCUAUUACGAACAGGAUUGUAACAUGUGCGGCCGAUCGUAAUGCGUACGUUUGGACUCAGGAUGCUUCUGGAAAAUGGAAACCAACUUUAGUGUUGCUGCGGAUCAACCGCGCUGCAACUUGUGUAAAGUGGUCUCCCAAUGAAAAUAAGUUUGCUGUCGGUUCUGGGGCCCGCCUGAUUUCAAUCUGCUAUUUUGAAAGUGAAAACGACUGGUGGGUGUCCAAGCACAUUAAGAAGCCGAUCAGGUCCACUGUGUCCACGUUGGACUGGCAUCCAAAUAAUGUCCUGCUGGCAACAGGCAGUGCAGAUUAUAAGCUCAGAAUUUUUUCGGGAUUUAUCAAGGACAUUGAAAAGCCACCUGAGCCAACUCCAUGGGGCGUAAAAAUGCCGUUGGGGCAAUUGAUGGCUGAGUACAUUAACUGUCCUGGAGGCGGAGGAUGGAUUCAUUGCGUCAGCUUCUCUCCCGAUGGAUCCAAAGUUGUAUGGGUAGCCCAUGAUUCGUCAAUUAACUUAGCUGAUCCAACCAAAGGUAGCGGUUUCAUUAAGCUGAAAACCGAGUUCUUGCCAUUCCUCAGCUGUACUUGGAUCAGCCCCCGGUCAAUAGUCGCGGCUGGUCAUAGCUGCGUUCCAAUUUUAUACACAGUAGGUGCCAAUGGUCAGCUCGUUUACGGAGCGAAGUUGGACACUUCCCAAAAGAAGGAGUCGGGUGGUUUAUCUGCAAUGAGAAUGUUCCAUUCUCUAGACAAGCAGGCAAGAGUCGAAACGUCUGACACCAAUUUGGAUUCAAUCCAUCAGAAUGCAAUUUAUUGUGUAUGCAUUUAUGGCGGUGAUAAGUCCAAAGCCAACAAGAUCAGUACUUCUGGUCUUGAUGGACAAUUAGUCAUUUGGGACAUUAAUUCCCUGGAAAGGUCCAUUCAAGGAUUGAAGAUUGAAUAAUUUUUAAUUGCAUUUUUACCUAAGAAAUAUACAGAAUUAUAUGUCAUAAAUAAUA